Chinchilla lanigera (long-tailed chinchilla) is the source of this 5377-nucleotide messenger RNA. RefSeq names its product Alport syndrome, mental retardation, midface hypoplasia and elliptocytosis chromosomal region gene 1 (gene Ammecr1). The coding region runs from base 59 to 1069 and encodes 336 amino acids. Gene Ontology annotation, cellular component: nucleus. The transcript is spliced from 6 exons. The record is from RefSeq and is a predicted model, not a curated record. Lineage: Eukaryota; Metazoa; Chordata; Mammalia; Rodentia; Chinchillidae.
GCCGCCAGCUCGCUUCACUUAUGGGUCGGAAGCGCUGCGUGGGGGAGACUGUUCCAAGAUGGCGGCGGGUUGCUGUGGGGUGAAGAAACAGAAACUGUCCAGUUCGCCCCCCUCUGGCUCGGGUGGCGGUGGUGGCGCCUCCUCCUCCUCCCACUGCAGCGGAGAGAGCCAGUGUCGAGCCGGGGAGCUGGGACUAGGAGGCGCCGGUGCGAGGCUCAACGGGCUGGGAGGUCUAACCGGAGGAGGCAGCAGCGGUGGCUGUACCCUCUCGCCCCCCCAGGGCUGCGGUGGCGGCGGCGGCGGCGGCGGGGGGAUCUCCCUCUCGCCACCUCUGAGCUGUGGAGUGGGGACCCUACUUUCUACCCCAGCCUCCGCCACCGCUUCCUCGCCCUCCUGCUCGUCCGCCGCCUCGUCCUCAUCACCGGGCUCCCGGAAGAUGGUGGUGUCAGCGGAGAUGUGCUGCUUUUGCUUCGAUGUGCUCUACUGUCACCUGUACGGAUACCAGCAGCCCCGUACCCCCCGGUUCACCAACGAGCCCUACCCACUGUUUGUAACAUGGAAGAUUGGUCGAGACAAAAGAUUGCGUGGAUGCAUAGGUACUUUUUCUGCCAUGAAUUUGCAUUCAGGACUCAGGGAGUACACACUUACCAGUGCCCUUAAAGAUAGCCGUUUUCCCCCAAUGACAAGGGAUGAGCUGCCACGGCUUUUCUGCUCAGUGUCUCUGCUCACUAACUUUGAAGAUGUCUGUGAUUAUUUGGACUGGGAGGUGGGUGUACAUGGCAUUAGAAUAGAAUUCAUCAAUGAAAAAGGAUCAAAACGCACCGCCACCUACCUACCGGAGGUUGCAAAGGAGCAAGGAUGGGACCACAUUCAGACCAUAGACUCCUUACUAAGGAAGGGAGGAUACAAAGCUCCAAUUACUAAUGAAUUCAGGAAAACCAUAAAACUGACCAGAUACCGUAGUGAAAAGAUGACCCUGAGUUAUGCUGAAUACCUAGCUCAUCGCCAGCAUCAUCAUUUCCAAAAUGGCAUUGGACAUCCCCUUCCACCAUACAACCAUUAUUCCUGACACUGAGCCGCACAACCAGUCACUGGGCCUCUCUGCAGACUUCUUCCCAGGAGACUCUACACCUUCUUGGUCUAGCUAUCUCUUUUACUGUACCAUUUUAUGAUGAUAGUUUCCGUUGCCAUGGUGACGCUUCAAUAUCAUCACUUAAGAUCAUCAUGGUAACGGGUAGGAAAAUGGCAUUUGUUAAGAUUGUUUUAUUCUUCUUAGAUCAUUGGGGUUUUUGCAGCAUAUAUAACGUUUUGGGUUUUGUUUCCUUACAAUAGUAGUAUUUUGCUUUGCUGUCUCAGUCAGGUUUAUGUCUUUCUGUCCUUGCCUUCUUUCUAUUUCCUCUUCCUUCUCGCCUUUCUUCCUUCUUCCUCCCUCCCUCCCUCCCUUCCUUCCUUCUUUCCUUCCUUCAACUGUGGAUGGAAGAAAGUGUGCAGAUUUUCAAUUUUUUUUUAGGAUUGUCUUUAGUUUUUCUCAGUAAGAUAGUUAUUUUUUGAUAGCUAAGUUUGGGAGUAAUUCAUAUCAAAAUCAGGUAUUUGUAUAUUACUCAUUAAUUUGCCCAAAAUUCCCUUUGCUAUGAGAGCUUAGAAUCUGAGUCUUCAGUCCUGGAGAUUAUGUAUUCCCCAUGGUUAAACUAUAACUUUAGUUGUAGUAGAAGGUCCAUGAUAGGGCUCGUCACAGAGCGAUAAACCAUUUAUGCCUACUGUACUGGCUAUCACAGAUAGACGAGACUGCCUCAACACUUUAUAGAACCAAUUUACAAAUUAAAACACUGUUUUUAGAAAGUAUAGACUGCCUUACAAAUAGGCCACAGACAUCAUUUUGAAGAGCAGCAAAUAUUAGAGAGCAGAUGCAGAACUUAGUGCCUUUGAGAAGAGUAUAAUGAAGUGGAAUUAAGAGCAGUUAGAAGAAAGGCAAUUUAGAGAGAAAUAUUCUUCUAAAAUUUUAUUGUUUCAGUGUGUGAAACAACAGAUUAGACAAAUUCCCUAUGCUGAAGUAUUUUUUUAGCUGAAAAAAUUUAUUUUGAGCAAAUAACCAAAAAGACAUUUGUCUAUUUUAUAUUAAUUUAAAUUUGUUAGCUUUAGGUUUCCAUAAGUCAUAAUUGGCCAGAGUCAAUUUUAGCUACCAUCUAAAGAUAUGGGAAAGAUAAUGUAGUGAAGCAAAAGUUGAUAUAUGCCAUGAUUUCAGAUAUGUGUGUCUGUCAUGGAACAAUACUAGAAUUUCAGAGAUACUAUGAAAUAGCUUGAAUCUCUUUCUGCACUACAUACUUUUGAUAGAAACAUGUUUACUAUGUUGAUAAGAUAAUUAUGUUAAACCUAUAAAGAUGGAGUUGGCAUUCAGAUGUGCUGUAGCUACAGCCUAGCUCAUUUGUAGGGCUAUUCUCCCAUGAUGCAAAGAGAACUUAGUGGUAUCAAGAGGAGGUCCAUACAUGUAUCCCCAGAAAACUCAGUUCCUGGAGGAAGGUGACCUUCGCGUUAUGGUAGUAUAUAUAUAUAUAUAGACAUAGAUAGGUAGGUAGGUAGGUAGAUAGAUAAAUAUAUUUGGGGAAAAUAUAUAAUAUUUUCAAACAGGGAAUCAGUAUAUCAAGUGAUGAGUAAAAGUAUGCUGCAGAAUAUAUAUUCUAAAUUAUAAGAAAUGUCAACUGAGUAUCAAAUGAUAUAGCAAAUGCAUAUAGCUGUGACAGGUGACAGAGUGCUAAUUCAGAAUUCAAAAGUCCUUUUUCAGUUUGUGAGAUACUGGCUGAAUUCCUCCUGCUUGCCACUGAGGCAAAGCGUACUGCUUUAGUUUUUGAUGAGAGUUCUUAGGAGUUGGUUGAUAUUCCUUCAUCCACAGCAUCCAUUAUUGAAAUAACCGUUUUCAGUUGUGAUGCCUUAACUAAGAAGCCAAUUGUUAGCCUGAAAUGCAGCCUGGGUAGCCAGUCCAUUGAACCCAGAGAUAAGGAAAGAAAAAGUUAGCUGGUGAGCUUUAGAAAGGGAUUUUAAAUCUUGUCAUUUCUACUUGGGAGCAUUUUGGAGUACAUUAGUUUUUCAGUAUAAGAAAAAAGUGGCUACCUUAUGGAGACUUUUUCUUGCCCUUAUAGGGAAACUGAGCACAAGUUGAGUGAUAUUGUCUGCUGCAAAAAAAAGAAAAAGAUAAAAUGAAACAAACUAAAGAGAGACGAAAUAGACCAAUAUUCUUGUGAAAUCCAUCUUAUCCAUCAUCUCAUCAGUUCAGCAGGCUCUUUGUCCUGGAUGAGCUUAUGGUUAGAAGUUUUUUUAAAGAAGAGAUCUAUUACAUACACAUAUGUGUGCGUGUAUACAUAUAACUUACACAUACGUGCAUACAUAUGUGUGUGUUUAUAUAUUUAACGGUGCUAUUCAAUCUUGAGCAGGUCACGUGACUGGUCAUGCGGACUCUAAAAUCAUAUCAGAUUUUUUAAUCCUUGAUAUAUGCAGAUGUUAUACAGAUUUUCUUACCGGUGUAAUAAUGUUAUACUGAAGAAAUAACCAUCCUGCAGGCUUCAAAGGACGAGGUCAGCAAUAUUCCCCACCAUGGCUUGGGGCAAAAGGAUAGUUUUGUGUCCUUUUGUAUUCAAAUUGAUGCACAGUGCAUUUUUGUCUCUUAAGUAGCUGUUGACUAAAAGACUUUGUAGUGUAAAGGGUGUUAUACAAACUGUAAUGGUGUGCUUCAAACAAACGCUAGACCCUUUCACCUUUGUUGUAUUUACGAAGCUGUUAAAAUAUGUGGUUUGAAUUAACUUUGAAAAUGUUGAAAUAUGUAGCAUGUGUCUUUAACUCAGACGAAGAUUCUAAUAUUGCAGAGGUUGUGUUCUAGCCAGUUGUGGUUUAUUUGUUCAGAAACACAAAUGUGAAUUUCACUCUUAUCACCAGAAUAUUGUACAAGUUCAGUGAUCUUUAAACAGCUCAGAAGUAAUACUUGAACUUCAUUGGAGUAGCACAAAGUUUACAUAACCCCUUUUAAAUGUUAAUUAGGUCCAUAUAAGUUUUCUGUUUUCAAAUGCAACUGGGUAUUUUUCCUCUUUCUUGCAAAAUAGCAUGUGUUUUACUUUCGUGUAUGUAGCGAAAGGCUUCCAUUUCUGGAAGGGUUUUCUUGUUCUUAAACAGCCAGGUACCAGAUUCAGAGAGAACAAUUAUUUCCCCCACCCCUUAAGUGGCCUUCUGACUGCACAGGACUGUGCUACUACCCUCCCUGGUCUCCCCUGCCAGGAGGGCUUGUUGAAGUUGAUGGAGGAAGUGCAAGGCUUGCUUCCCCUGCCCCGCCCCCAUUUAAAGCAGUUUUUAAGAUUUUCAGUCCAGUGCAUAGAGUCCUAAUGCCCAGCACACCGGAAGUUUGUAUACUGGCCUCUUUUAUUGUCUUCAAAUGUGCAGGAAACUCGAAACUGUCAUCUGGAAUCGAUUCCAUCUCUUAUGUGUGUUAGAGCAAACCAAAGAAGCCCCCAGCCAUGCCCACAUGCUGCUCCAAAAGCCUGCCUUCCAGUCCUUACAAAAACCUUGCAGGAUUAAAUGUGUUAACUUUUUUAUUUUUGUACAGUUUCUAAGUGAUUUUUGCUAGUGAUGUUAAACUGAAUUAAGUUUGAGGAGUGUGAGCACCUCCUCCAUUUAAAUAAACUGGUGACUUUUAUUUUUAAAAGCAGAAACCUAUUGUGUGCCUCUCGAUUUAAGGGUUUCUGAUUACAUUAUUCUUAAGACCAGCAUUGAUCCUUUAUAUACAAAGAUAUGUUUUCUUUGUUUUUUUAUUACUGUUUCAAAAGAAAAUGAACCUUUUAUUUUGCUCUGGACCCAGUAACUGCGCUGGUACAUAGACGCACUGAGAAAAUAAACUUUUGUAACCACCUGUGACUGCUUUUGUAUAUCAAAGUUGAUUACUUUUGAAAUAUUUGGAUCUAGUUUCUAAGUUAUUUUAGUGUUUUGUAUGUUCCCUCAAAUUACUUUGAAUCGGUCACCAGCAUAAUGAGUUUUUGGUGAUGCAAUGGUGAGACUUGUAAUGAGCAAAAAGCUACCUGGAGUAGCUCUUCUUUUCCUUCUUUCUUAGUAACCUGUUUUUUGAUUACAGUAAGAAUCACAGAUUACCUGAAACCCCUUCCAGUAUAACUAGGUCCUCCUUCCUUCCACAUUUAAUUGCUUAAUAGUUUAAAGAAAUUAUUGAAAAUGGGCAUUUUAUAUGAUAUGUAUGGCUUUAAAAUAUUAAAAAUGGGAAAAAAGAAAAAAUAUGAGAAGGUUUAUGUUGGUCUGUAUGGUAUGGCUGUGGAAAGAUAAUGUAGUAGUUUUGACACUAUUGUUAUUACCUUUUAAAGUCAUUUACCCAAUAAAAUGUUAAAAGCAA